AUGCCGAUUCUCCUCCAAUUCCAUUCACCUUCAAAUUCUUCCUCUCAGUCACUGAUUCCUCCGGCAAUGGCACCAGCACUGCCAACGUCGGCCAACUUCAACAACAAUCGAUUGAUGUCCGGGAAGCUCGAGUUCGUCGAUUCAACAUAUUUUCCCGAUAAUGGUGAAUAUGCAGAAAAGGAAAAACAGAUAUCGGUAGAUCCAAUAUCAUUGAGAGAAUCAUCAGCAAGAGAGGACAUAAUCGUCGAUCCUCUCACGGCUCCCGACGUUGCCGAUCUUCACCUGCCGCCGCCGCUACCUCCGACGCAAUUCAAAUUUUUAAGCUACAGUCUACCAAAUUCCGUCAAUUCCUCUCCCCGAUUCGGUUUAAUGAAAAAGAAAGGAAAAAUCGAAAAUCAAGUAUCGUUACUUAAAGUCUCCAAUUCGACGAAACUCAAUUCGCCGGUUCAGGAUUUAGGGAUUGCUCUGCAAGAGGAUACUCAAUUUCGAAGGAGCAAAUCGUGUGGCGAAGGCAGAGCAAGUGCUCCAGGCGACGAUUUGGAUCUGUGGUUAAACAAAGCUAAAUUUCCAGAAACGAAAAGUUACAACGAUGAUUUCUCGAAGACUGAAUCGAACAAGAAAUUAGAGGCUUCCGAUGACGGAUUUAACUGCGGAGCACUCUGUUUGUUCUUACCGGGAUUCAGCAAAGGGAAAUCCAUUAAGUCAAUUAGAAAGGAAGAAGAAACAGAGAUAGAAAAAGCGAGGAUAUCGAAGACUGAGAUUGGAAGUGUGAUAUCAAGGACAGUUUCAAUGGAGAAAUUCGAAUGUGGAUCAUGGGCUUCCUCUGUUUUGCCAAACGAUAAUGGUGAAGAUGAAGCCAGUAACAGCCUUUUCUAUGAUCUGCCAUUGGAGUUAAUUAGAAAUAGUGUGGAUGCAAACACACCAGUAAAUGCAGCUUUCAUCUUUGAUAAAGAUCAGAAGGGAGUUACAAAGAACAAUUCAUCGUCAAAAUUAGUUCGAAAAUCGCACGAAUCGCUGUCUCAUUGUGCUCGAUUUUCGGCAUCGUCUCCUUCUUCGGGACCAUCCUCACCAGGUUCUUGCAUUACUCCUAGAUUGCGUAAGGCAAGAGAGGAGUUCAACGCCUUCCUUGAAGCCCAAAGUAGUGCUUAAGAAUUGAACUAUGUUUAGGUACUUAGUUGAUAACUCA
Benincasa hispida (wax gourd) is the source of this 1186-nucleotide messenger RNA. RefSeq lists its product as uncharacterized. The record is from RefSeq and is a predicted model, not a curated record. Gene Ontology annotation, biological process: response to photooxidative stress; photosystem I assembly. Gene Ontology annotation, cellular component: chloroplast thylakoid membrane. NCBI's taxonomy places the organism in Eukaryota, Viridiplantae, Streptophyta, Magnoliopsida, Cucurbitales, Cucurbitaceae.